GGUCAACGGCUCAGAGUUCCUGGAAAUGUUUGUGGGCGUCGGCCCGGCCCGGGUAAGGGACAUGUUCGCUCUGGCGAGGAAGAAUGCUCCCUGCAUCCUCUUCAUCGAUGAGAUCGAUGCUGUGGGAAGAAAGAGGGGAGGAGGGAACUUCGGGGGUCAGAGUGAGCAGGAGAACACCCUGAACCAGCUGCUGGUGGAGAUGGACGGUUUUAACACAGCCACCAACGUGGUGGUUCUGGCCGGAACCAACAGGCCCGACAUCCUGGACCCCGCUCUGAUGAGACCAGGACGCUUUGACAGGCAGAUUUACAUUGGUAAUCAUUAGUUAAUCCAGCUGCUCAGACUGUCAUUUCAGUGUGUGGUUUGGGUUCUAGGUUCCGGUUCUGGUCAGGUUGAUGCUCGACUUCUUGGCUUUGAGCCACAAAUGAUCAGUUAAUGGAGUGUGUAUGGUAAUUUCCAUGGUACUUUGGCAUGAACAUGCAAAACAUUUGGAUGAACGUGUGAGAAAAACCACUGGCAGGUCUGAGGAGGUUUCAAUGUAAAUUCACAUGGAUUAGCAGGAAUCAUUGGACACUCGGACGUCUUUGUCAGCUCUGUCCUCUGGGUACACGACCAGACCAUAAAUGCAGGGGAACUCUCAACCUUCUCCCCAAAAUCUCCUCAACAUAGGUUUUUAAGUUGUGGAAAAUUGAAGGAUUUUAGAAACGUUUUGAUCUCUUUCAGACAUGCAGACAAACAUCUCAGCUCAGUCUUUACUGUGAAGAGAUUAAAGAAGAGCUGGGCUGAUAAAACUGAUCAAUCGAUUUGAAUCGAUUUAAGCCUAGUAGAUCGAUGAUCGAUUCAUAAAAAUAUAAAUCGAUUUAGCACAUAAAGCUGAAGCCCGCUAGCUUGAUGCUAACGUUUAAUGAAAUUUCGGUAACG
This is a messenger RNA of Oryzias melastigma (Indian medaka), 921 nucleotides long. RefSeq names its product AFG3-like protein 1. The record is from RefSeq and is a predicted model, not a curated record. Gene Ontology annotation, biological process: mitochondrial protein processing; protein-containing complex assembly. Gene Ontology annotation, molecular function: ATP binding; ATP hydrolysis activity. Lineage: Eukaryota; Metazoa; Chordata; Actinopteri; Beloniformes; Adrianichthyidae. Gene Ontology annotation, cellular component: m-AAA complex.